AUGGUUAAAAACAUGACUUCAUUGGGGUUGGCAUUGGCAUUGAUUUCAGUAUUGACAAUUUUGUCAUCGACGAAAAGCGUGGAUGCACAAACGUAUUGUCCAGAUGUAAUCAAAAAGUUCCUGUCUUGCGAGUCGUACAUGUUUGGAAUGACGCCCACCCCUAACAAAGAAUGUUGUGCUAAUGCACAAGCUUUGGAUGGAGCAGAGAGUGCCUCGAAAGAUGUUCUGAGAACUACUUGUCGGUGCCUUAAGAGAAUCGUCCAAUCAUUCCGGCCACCAGUUGACCUUUCUAAAGUCGCCGGAAUCACCUCCAUUUGCCAUCUCAAAGUCAAUCUCCCUGUCGAUCCGUCACUCAACUGUGACACGUUAUGA
Messenger RNA from Lactuca virosa, 372 nucleotides. The record is from the annotation of a GenBank genome assembly. Lineage: Eukaryota; Viridiplantae; Streptophyta; Magnoliopsida; Asterales; Asteraceae.